CCCCGCCCCGAAACGCCCCGUCCCGGCGCCUCCCCAGGGCCCCGAGGGUCCCGCCCGCGCGCUUCUCCUCGCCUGCGGGCUGUUCCGCUCUCAACCAUGGCUCAGUACUUCUCCCUGGCCACCUGUGACGUGGUGGGCUUCGACCUGGACCACACGCUGUGCCGCUACAACCUGCCCGAGAGCGCCCGGCUCAUUUAUAAUAGCUUUGCUCAGUUCUUAGUCAAGGAGAGGGGAUACGAUAAGGAAUUGCUCACUCUGACCUCCGAGGACUGGGAUUUCUGUUGCAAGGGUUUGGCCUUGGACCUGGAAGAUGGGACCUUCAUUAAGCUUGCGGAUGAUGGCACUGUGCUCAGGGCAAGCCAUGGCACCAAGAUGAUGACUCCAGAGGCACUCGCCAAGGCCUAUGGCAAGAAGGAGUGGAAGCACUUUGUGUCAGACACUGACAUGCCUUGCUGCUCAGGAAAGUGUUAUUUUUAUGAUAACUACUUUGACCUCCCGGGAGCUCUUCUGUGCGCCAGAGUGGUGGAUUCUUUAACAAAGCAGAACAGAGGUCAAAAAACAUUUGAUUUUUGGAAGGAUGUAGUUGCUGGUAUACAACACAAUUUUAAAAUGUCAGCUUUUAAGGAAAACUGUGGAUUGUUCUUUCCAGAAAUAAAAAGAAAUCCAGGCAAGUAUGUGUACCGUUGCCCCGAAUCUGUAAGAAAGUGGCUUCGACAGCUGAAGAAUGCUGGGAAAAUUGUUGUGUUAAUUACAAGUUCUCACAGUGAUUACUGUAAACUUCUUUGCAAUUAUAUCCUUGGGCAUGAUUUUGCAGACUUUUUUGACAUUGUGAUUACAAAUGCAUUGAAGCCUGGAUUCUUCUCCCACUUUCCAAGUCAGAGGCCUUUCCACACACUGGAAAACGAUGAGGAGCAGGAAGAGCUGACAUCUCUGGAUAAACCUGGCUGGUACUCCCAAGGAAAUGCUGCCCACCUUUAUGAACUUCUGAAGAAAAUGACUGGCAAACCUGAACCCAAGGUUGUUUACUUUGGUGACAGCAUGCAUUCAGAUGUUUUCCCAGCCCGACACUAUAGUAACUGGGAGACGGUCCUCAUCCUGGAGGAGCUCCGAGGGGAAGAAGAUGAGAAGCCUGAGGAGGCAGAGCCCCCAGAGAAGAGAGGAAAAUACGAGGAACCAAAGGUAAAGCCUCUAAAUACCUUAUCUAACAAAUGGGGCUCAUAUUUUAUUGACUCAGUUUCAAGACAAGGAAAUGCAGAAGACUCCUUGGUUUAUACAUGGUCUUCUAAGAGAAUCAGCACCUACAGCACUAUUGCAAUCCCAAGCCUUGAAGCUAUUGCAGAGUUACCCCUGGACUACAAAUUUACAAGAUUCUCUUCAAAUAAUUCAAAAACAGCUGGUUACUAUCCAUUGGUCCAUUAUGGCUUGGGUUCUUGAAACAUAGACAGCAAAAUAAUCUUUACUGAAAAAUGAAGCAUCUAUGCAGCAGGAUAUUGAUUAAAAAUGUUGAUUUUUCAAAAAACAUUGUAAGAUGCUUUAUAGGAACAAGUUUUCGAUGGAAAGUGACCAAAUUGCUUAUUUGUCAAUAGGUCUUUUUAUAUAAAUCGUUUUUAUAUAAAUCAUUUUGAUGUUUAACAAUUCUUGAUCUAUUAAAAGUUUUAGUAUCCUAGACUAAAAAAAAUAAUAUUACUGCUAUUUUCUAUACCAAUAGUUUUGAGAAUUCACCUGGGGUAAUAUGCAUAUACACAUAUGUAAACAUGUCUUUAUACAUGUACCUAAUCCAGCAGUUCUCAAAACAUGGGCCAGGGCCUGAUAGCAUAGCAACUAUAAGUUGGUCAUGGAGAUUUGAAGCCCCACUCAAAGCCUGUUGAAUCAGAACCUCUGGAUGUGGAGCCCAGCGAUGUGCUUUAAACAAGCCUUACAAUGGUUCUGCUUCUCAACUACAAUUUGAGAACCAGUGAGUUAUCCUUAUCCCUGUGUUCCAGGGAUAGAUUUGAGUGAAUAAACUAAGCUGAACCUCCAUGUCUUUUUUGUGUUCUUAUUGAAAAGUAGAACCAGCACGGAGGCCAACACCAGAAUCUCAUGAGACUCAGUUAUUUUUUUCAAGCUUCAAGACUUUUGCUAUUCCUGUUUUUCCUAAAAUAAGGAAAUAAAGAGACAUGAUUUCUUGAGAUAAUACAUCCUUAUUCCUUUGUUAAUUUCCCCUGUUAGGGAGUUUAAUUUAUACUUACUAAAUUUAACUUAAACUUUUGUCCUGGGAAAGGAGAGUAGUCAAAGGUUGAGAAAAAUUGCUUUAAAGGGUUUUAUCCAGAAUCGUGUUCUGUGUGCUUUUGGUUGGUCACCUUAAUGGCAUUUGGAUCAGAUCAUGUUUGUGCAAGCUGUUCGUACUCCGAUGUUUCACUUCCUGGCUACCUUUAUGCUUGUAACUUCACUGUCCACAAUGAACAAGACCAGAAAACAUUAUUACUGUUUUUCCUGGGUGAUAGCAGGAAUUUAGCAUUAUUGACAUAUAGUGAAAAACUACAUUGUUAAAAUUUGCAAAUGUUUAAGUAAAUUCCAAACAUAUUAUAGGGAUGAGUAUCUCAGGGUAAUUAAAAGGCUAUCAUACUUUUCCCCUCAAAGUCAGUAUUUUUUAAUUCUGUCAAUGUCUCCACGUACUUUGAUGUAUUUGAUAUCCAGAAUGUCAUUGGUGUAUUAUAAUGAGCAUAAAUAAUCAACCUUAGGGCCAAAUAAAAGUUAUCUCUUACAUGCUUUCAGAUUUAAUUUUGCUUAAAAAUAAAGCUAUUUUUCCCUA
Nannospalax galili (Upper Galilee mountains blind mole rat) is the source of this 2791-nucleotide messenger RNA. It is a transcript of the gene Nt5dc1, whose product is annotated as 5'-nucleotidase domain containing 1. The coding region runs from base 97 to 1434 and encodes 445 amino acids. Gene Ontology annotation, molecular function: 5'-nucleotidase activity. NCBI's taxonomy places the organism in Eukaryota, Metazoa, Chordata, Mammalia, Rodentia, Spalacidae. The record is from RefSeq and is a predicted model, not a curated record. The transcript is spliced from 12 exons.